Messenger RNA from Stegastes partitus (bicolor damselfish), 1831 nucleotides. It is a transcript of the gene qdpra, whose product is annotated as quinoid dihydropteridine reductase a. Lineage: Eukaryota; Metazoa; Chordata; Actinopteri; Pomacentridae. Gene Ontology annotation, molecular function: NADH binding; 6,7-dihydropteridine reductase activity; NADPH binding. Gene Ontology annotation, cellular component: cytoplasm. The record is from RefSeq and is a predicted model, not a curated record. The coding region runs from base 91 to 801 and encodes 236 amino acids. The transcript is spliced from 7 exons. Gene Ontology annotation, biological process: L-phenylalanine catabolic process; tetrahydrobiopterin biosynthetic process.
CUCCUCCUCCUGCUGACCGUGUGUCCGGGUAUUUGAGCUGAAGCUCCGCAGCUCCGCGUCUCACUGCCGACUGACAGCCAGAGCACCGACAUGGCUUCCCAACGGGUCAUCGUUUACGGAGGAAGAGGCGCUCUGGGCUCCAAGUGCGUCCAGCACUUCAAGUCCAAAGGAUGGUGGGUGGCCUGCAUCGACAUGGCUGCAAACGACGAGGCGAAUGAAAACGUGAUUGUGAAGUUGAGUGAAUCGUUCACCGAGCAGGCAGGACAGGUGACGGCAGAUGUGGCCCAGUUGCUAGGGGAACAGAAAGUGGACGCCAUCUUGUGCGUGGCCGGCGGAUGGGCCGGAGGAAACUGUAGUUCCAAAGACUUAUACAAAAACACUGAUUUGAUGUGGAAGCAGAGCGUGUGGACCUCCACCAUCUCCAGCCACCUCGCCGCUCUGCACCUAAAACCAGGUGGACUCCUGACAUUGGCUGGAGCUAAAGCAGCCCAGUCUGGCACUGGAGGCAUGGUAGGCUACGGUAUGGCUAAAGCUGCCAUCCACCAGCUGUGUCAGAGUCUUGCAGCAAAAAACAGCGGGAUGCCGUCAGGAGCUGCUGCGGUUGCCAUACUGCCCGUUACCUUGGAUACGCCGAUGAACAGGAAGUUCAUGCCUGACGCAGACUUCAGUUCCUGGACACCGCUGGAGUACAUUGCAGAGAUGUUCUACAACUGGUCCACCGGCACAAACCGGCCAGCAUCGGGAAGCCUGAUGCAGCUGCUGACCUCCGGAGGUGAAACCCAGGCUGUGGCCGCUCAGUAGAGGACAGAGCGGAGCUGUGGAGCCGGUGAUGGGGGUUGGUUUGUUGGUUGGUAGGGAGAGAUAAAGAUGGAUGGAAGCAGAGAGACAGGGGGGGGGAGAGGAGGAGUUGGAGAGCCACAGAGAAGGAGGCUGGUGCAGGGAGGAGGAGGAGGAGGAUGUGGUGAAGAAGAGUAAGAGAGAUGGGAGGAGUGAUGAGGAGGGCUGGAAGGUGUAGAGGUGAAGAAGAGAGAUGGUGACAGAGAGGAACUGAAUAAAAGAGGGAGGUGGAGAGGAGACGCCCGAUGGGUUUGCUUUGGAGGAGGAGGAGGAGGAGGAAGAGGAGGGGGAGGAGGGGUGGGGGCUUCCUUUCCGAAUGCAGCCUCACUGCGCCAUCUAGCUGUACAUCACUGCAACCGUCCCGCUGUGACACAAUCAGACCGUGUUGAAUCUCCGCUAAUGAUAAUUCACUGUUGACCAACGAACCAUCAAGACUUGAGUAUUUCAUUCAGUUUCAGGAUCAGUGAUGUGAAAUUGUGUUAAUUGGGAAACAGAGUACAUACUGCUAUAUUUGGGCCUCAUGUGGUGUGACUGAUGUGAAAGCAGGCGCUAAUAGAGAUGCAUAUUUUUGAAGCUUGGGAUGCCUAACCAUUGCCAUUCAGUGUUAUUGCAGUGUUAUUACGGCAGGGAAAGUGCAGAAAAUUAACGAGCAAGGCGUUUUGCCACCCAUGAUUUUAUCCAUUCCUCUUAAACAACUUCAUAACCACAUUACCUGUCUAGUCCAAUGUGACGUGUGAGAUGUUUUUUUUAGUUUCUGCUGUUCAAUGUUCCCCCAGAGGUCCUCUGCCACUGAGGAAACAUAAAGUCGACGUAAGCCGCUGUCUUCUCUCAAACGGACAACACGCUUUAAAGUGGAGUGGCCUUAUUUUCUGUUUGUAGCUAUCAAGUGUCCUUGGUGUCCGCGGUACGAAGAAGGUGCUCUGUUCCUGUUGUGAGUUUUUAAGUUGUGUAUUCUGUGUCAAAAUUCACAAUAAAAUGAGUGCAAAUAAAUGAU